AUGGAGGAACAUUUGAAGCACCCUGAAGUAGUGUUACACCUUUUAAGGCAGAACCAGUUGUUUGCAAAGAGAAGUAAAUGUGAAUUUGGCCAACCCCAAGUAGAAUAUCUUGGUCAUAUUAUUGCAGGCGAUGGGGUGAAUACUGAUGAAAACAAAGUGGUUGCUAUGGUUGAUUGGCCUCAACCUGUUACUUUGAAGGAGUUAAGGGGUUUCCUUGGUCUCACUGGAUAUUACAGAAAGAUUAUAAAAAACUAUGCUCAUAUUAGUAGACCAUUAACCAACUUGCUAAAAAAGGGUGGUUUCAUUUGGAAUCCUGAAGCAACUAGAUCUUUCUAG
Lycium barbarum (goji berry) is the source of this 336-nucleotide messenger RNA. RefSeq lists its product as uncharacterized. The transcript has a single exon. The record is from RefSeq and is a predicted model, not a curated record. The coding region runs from base 1 to 336 and encodes 111 amino acids. NCBI's taxonomy places the organism in Eukaryota, Viridiplantae, Streptophyta, Magnoliopsida, Solanales, Solanaceae.